GCGUGGAUCAGUUGUCUGUCGGCGACUGCAGGGGCUUGUGGUGAUUGGUUCCUGCUGACCAGGUGAGUCUGACUAACAUCAUCAUCCAAAACCAGAACUGGUCAGAUCCAGUUCAGACCGGCAGGAUGUUCAGGUACACGCCUCCCUGGGUGGUUCUGUGUCACAGUCUGGACCAGGAGACGAAGAGACUUUCUGCGGGCAACCAUCAGGAUGUUUUGACUUUUCCAUCUUCUCAGUCGAGUUCUGUUCAUCACCAUCUGUCAGAACCUCUGUCACCCGCUGGUUCUGCCACACCACCUGCAGCCAUGGACAGCACUCCAAAGAAUUGGGUUUUAAAGCCUCUGUCCCCCACGCUCCAACCAUCAGACCUACGCACCAUUGCUGUACCAGCCCCAGGUCCAAAUGACCUGGACACCGCCUUUAGGAGCAUCUCAGUUUCACACAGUCAGCCUUGUGUAGUUGUCUCCUCCCAGCAGGGCGACGAGUCUCAGGAUGUUGUGGUUCAGGCCCGGCAGAUUGCUGUGUCGCCUGAUGGGGGAAACUCCAGUGACGAGUGGCAACCCAGCAGUCCCAGCAGUCCUGGCAGCAGCUCAGGCUCUCAUUGUGGGUUUUACUCCUUUGUGGAAGAUCCAGAAAGCCCCAAGGCUGAGCAUAAUGAAGCUUGGAUGGUCUCACCCCAGCGCCAGGCUAUGCUGGCCACCCUGAAGCAAGAGAAGGGCUUCAAACUACAGACCUACACAAGCAGCAAGAAACCCGAGAGUCUAUUCUCAGAGGGCAACGGAGACCUGCAGUACAAGGUUGAUGCAAACAAUGGAAUCAGAGUGGUUGGUGAGGAAGAGGAGAAGGAGCUUCGCAAAGAGAUCAUUCGUACCCAAGCUCCAAAGAAGAGUGCUGGGUUUCAGGACCAGCUGAGCUCCCAGGAGGACCUGAGCCAGUCUACAAACAAACUGAUAGAAGGUUUCAGUUUAAGCUACAAGCCAGUCAGUUCCAGACCAGAACCUCCUCGUCCUGCUGAGCCCGGAACCAUCGACAAGGAGCAGAUCAACUUCAACACAAUCCGACAACAGUUUCUGAAGUUGGAGCAGGACCGGCUGAAGGCUCCGUCCAGUCCUCUGAAGUCCCCAAGAACACACCUGAAGUCAUAUUUGUGGCCAGAUCUUGAUGUAACCACACCAAAGAAGGUGGAGACAAGUAACAACGCAGCACAGUUUAAAGCACCUGAAGAAGAUGAAGCAUAUCGACAGAAGAAGGUGACGGUGUUCCAGACUGAGGAAUGUUUGAGCAGGCAAAGCAGCGUGUUUGAUGACCUGGACUCUGGACUGGAGGAGCUAUCAGGAGAGGUGGGUGGUGGCUACGUCAGCGAUGAUGGGGUGUUCAACGAUAACGUACAGCAGCUGAACAGACCCAUCAAGUCCACUAGUGCUUGUGAGACCCCAAUUGAACGGGAGAUUCGGUUAAUCCAGGAACGUGAGGAGAACCUGCGCCGCUCUCGAGGCCUGAAGCUUAGUGACAGUUGGGGACAGAUGGUUGAGAUCAAAACCAAACGCUUACAACCACGACCAGCACCGAUCAAAAUGAAAGAGAAGACUCGAGUGAGCUUCAUUGUCCAGGGAGAGGUCAAAAACGAGAACCAGAAUAAGCUUGAUCCUUCUCAGAAUAUCGAAGAGACUAGAAGUCAGUCGGAGCCACGAAACAAGGACAGGUGGACAGAGGAGAGCAGCCAGCCUGAGUCUGAAACAAGUGAAGUCUUUCCAUCUCCUUGCUGUCCUCAUCGACACCCUGAAGAACAAAAACAAAUGAGCCCGAUUCCCUCUUCCUUGAUCGAGAUAGACUCUGGGGUCCAGGACAGAAGACGUCUUGACCAGGAUCAAGUGUUUUCCUUUUCCUCUACUGCCUCCCUAGCAUUGACACCUCAAAAUGAAACAGCCCUUCAGUCCUGGAGGGAGAGCCUGAAGUCCACUGGCCUGCAGUGUAGAGGAAAAGGAGCCCCAGACUUCAUUGAGAAGGAAAUUGAGGAGGCUCUGAGAAGGGAGCAGGAGCUGAGGGAGUCCAGGGAGGAAGCCAAACAGCAGCUGUUCUCUCCAGCUCCUCUGGUGGAACAAGCGACCCAGAAGGCCAUCAGUCAGUUCUACCCGCCGAUAAAAACAGGUGAUGCUGAGGGGGAAAUCUUCAAAAUAAAAGACCCAGAGAUCAGAGCAGAGAGACAGAGUGCUGCUGAAGGUUUAAAUGGAAUCCACUGAAGGAGUGUGAAAAUGAUCUGCAGGAAGGAAGGUAAACUUGUUACAUAAAAAUCAGAGAAUGAGUAACUCAACGAAAGAAAUGAUCAAAGUCCAGAGAAGCACCGAAAUCCACUUCAGUCAAUCAGUAACAGCUGCUCCAAAGCCACACACACACACACACACACUCGCUCAUCAGAGCAGGCGACCAAUCAGCACAUUCUGUUAUCCAGAGAAUCCACGCUGGGAAACAUUGCAGCAGCGCAAUCUUAAGAAACCCUGCCUCACAGCAGACAUGAUGAGCAGACUGUAGAUAAAAGAUGGACCCAACCUCUGUGAUGUUACUCAUUGGUUUAUGAACCCCUGGUUUUAACGGUUUCGCUGCAUGAUCAUCAUCAGUGUGCAUCCUCAGACUGUACAGGUGUAUCAUACAGACACAGAUAUCUGCUAACCAGUGCUCAGUAACAUCCAAUUAUAAUCCUCAAAUCUCACUGCACACCCAAACUGGAGCUUAGACCUGUUGGACUGUGUGUUGGUACAGUAACCUCUCAGCAGCCAUACAAUUGGUCAGAUGAUGUCAUUAAAAAUGCUCCAAAAUCUCCAACUGCACAAACACGGUGAAGCUAGUGUUACAGGUACCAUGUGGCAACACCUGUAGAAAGCUAUAUAUGUGUCCUGCAAGCAAAUUUUCAAAUGAAAAUAUCGCUUACAUUGAAAGUAAAAUAGCUUAAAUAUAAAUGAAUUCACAUAAAUGUGAUCACAUGUUAGUGGAUAUCACACUACCAGACAGCUAGUAGCUACAGACACAUGGAAGUCUUUGAGGACUUACUUACUGCUCCCUCUGCUGGCCGUUAGAGGAACAACCACAGCUUCACAUUAAAAUGAUUCCACUGAAUAUAACUGAAAACUGGAAAGCUCCACCUUAAAUGUGUUUCGUGUUUAAAGUUCUGUUUCCAUUUAAAUAAUU
Haplochromis burtoni (Burton's mouthbrooder) is the source of this 3183-nucleotide messenger RNA. RefSeq names its product mitotic spindle positioning (gene misp). The transcript is spliced from 4 exons. The record is from RefSeq and is a predicted model, not a curated record. Lineage: Eukaryota; Metazoa; Chordata; Actinopteri; Cichliformes; Cichlidae. The coding region runs from base 126 to 2240 and encodes 704 amino acids.